Bacillus rossius redtenbacheri is the source of this 5219-nucleotide messenger RNA. Its product is annotated as endoplasmic reticulum metallopeptidase 1-like. Lineage: Eukaryota; Metazoa; Arthropoda; Insecta; Phasmatodea; Bacillidae. Bases 88 to 2862 code for a protein of 924 amino acids. The record is from RefSeq and is a predicted model, not a curated record. Gene Ontology annotation, molecular function: metalloexopeptidase activity. Gene Ontology annotation, biological process: proteolysis. The transcript is spliced from 13 exons.
AAAGGUGUUGCAUGUUUGUUUACAUAAUAAUAAUUUAUCCAGAAAACAUUUAAAGCCGGUGUAGCAUUAAAUGGUUUCCUUAAAGUAAUGGGAGGCUCGAGCGUGCGCCACCGCGUGCGCCUGGAGGAGCCCGGCAGCACGGCGCGGGACUCCCGGGACCGCGGGGCUGGCAAGCGUGCCGCGCCGCGCACCGGCCUGCCCGCGCGCUCGGCCGCCCUGGCGCUGCUGGGCGCGUGGGGGGUGUUCCUGGCGGUGGGCGUGCUGACGGGGGGCCUCCCCGCCCCGCUGUCCCUGGAGGACGAGGCGGCCCGGCCCGGGGUGUUCGUGGCGGACCGGGCGUGGGGGCACCUGGUCCAGCUGGCAUCGCUCGGCCCGCGCCCCACGGGCAGCUACGAGAACGAGGUGCUGGCCGUGGACCUGCUGGCGAGGGAGGUGGGCUUCAUCCGCCAGCAGGCCCACCCGAGCCAGCGCCUGUCCCUCGACGUGCAGAGGGCCAGCGGGGCGUAUCGCCUCGCCACCUUUGUCAACUCCUACUCCCGCGUGCAGAACGUGGUGGCGCGCCUGCACUCGGCGACCAACUCCAGCAGCAGCCUGCUCAUCAACUGCCACUUUGACUCCGUCCCCAAGAGCCCGGGAGCCAGCGACGACGCGCUGAGCUGUGCCGUCAUGCUGGAAGUGCUGCGCGUACUGUCGCGCUCCGGCACGCCGCUGCCCAGCGACGUCAUCUUCCUGUUCAACGGCGCGGAGGAGGCACCGCUCAAGGCGUCGCACGGCUUCAUAACGCAGCACGAGUGGGCGGGCUCGGUGCGUGCCUUCAUCAACCUGGAGGCGUGCGGCACGGGCGGGCGCGAGAUACUCUUCCAGGCCGGGCCGCAGCACUCCUGGCUCGUCAAGUUGUACGCGGAGUCUGUGCCACACCCGCACGGACUGGUGCUGGCUGAAGACAUCUUCCAGAGCGGACUGGUGCCCUCAGACACGGACUUCAGGGUGUUCAGGGACUUCGGACACGUCCCAGGUCUGGACUUUGCGCACGCGAUGAACGGCUACGUGUACCACACGCGGCACGACGGCGCGGAGGCGGUACCGCGCGGCGCGCUGCAGCACUCGGGCGACAACCUCUUGGCGCUGGCGCGGGCCGUGGCCUCGGCGCCCGCGCUGCGUGGCCCGGGGGGGCAGGCCGCCGGCCGCGCCGUCUACUUCGACGUGCUGGGCCUGUUCAUGGUGUGCUACUCGGAGCGGCUCUCCGUCGCGCUCAACCUGCUGGCCGUCGCGCUGUCCGCCUGCUCCGCGUACCUUUCCGUGCGCUUUGCACUGCCAGGCAGGAGCGACCGGGAGCGCGCCGUGCAGCUGGGGCUGGGCUGCGCGGCGGCGGCGGCCGGCUGGGGCCUGGGCGCGGUGGCCGCCGCGGCCGUGGCGCUCGCGCUGGACUCCCUGCACGCCUCCAUGAGCUGGUUCACGCACACCAGCCUGGUGUUCGGCCUGUACUACCUGCCCGCGCUGGCCGGCGCCGCCCUGCCGCCGCUCGCGCUCGACUGGCACCGGGCGCGCUUCAAGGCGGGCGUGAGCACGGCCGCGCAGGCCCUGGUGUGCUGCUGCGGCGCGCAGCUGGCGUGGUCGCUGCUGCUGCUGGCCUGCACGGCGCUUGGCGUGCGCUCGGGCUUCGUGCCGCUGCUGCUGGUGGCGGUCCCCUCCCUCGCCGGCCUCGCCCUGGCCGCGCUGCCCGCCCGCAAGUCAGUGGAGACGUGGCUGGCCGCCUACUUCGCCAGCUCGCUCGUCCCGGUCCCGUUCACGAUGUACCUGACGCAGCUGGCGUUCGGGCUGUUCAUCCCCAUCACCGCGCGCAUCGGCCCCGACAGGAACCCGGACCUCUUGAUCGCGCUGCUGGCCGCGCUCACCUGCGCCGUGUCCUGCAGCUACGUGGUGCCCAUGGUAUUGCUGGUGAGAGGUCGGGCCAAGGUCGCGGCCGGACUGGUCGCCUUGUUCCUGCUGACGCUGGUGCUGGCGGCCUUCACUCCCAUUGGCUUCCCCUUCCGCGAGGGGCGCGACCGCCCCACGCCGCAGAGAGUCAUGCUCUUCCACGCAGAGCGCACGGUGUCGGGCGCGGACGGGGAGGUGACGCACCACGGCAGCGGCUACUGGCUGUUCCCGCUCGACCGGCACAACGUGCGCACGCUGCGCGGCCUGGUCCCGGAGCUGGGAGGCGCGGCCACCGUGUCGGAGGACUGCGCGCGCCACCUGUACUGCGCGCUGCCCGUGUACUGGGCGCGGAUGGUGCCCAUGCUGUCCAGGAGCUACUGGGUCCCCGCUGCAGCGCCCGUCUUCCACAGCCCGGUCGCUCUGCAGCUGACGGGGCGGUCGGCGGAGUCCGUCACCUCGCGGAGACUUGCCUUCACUGCUAAAGGGGUGGACAACCUGGCGGUGUUCCUGUCGCCCGCGGCGGGAGUGCGGCUGACGGGCUGGAGCUUCUCCGCGGGGCAGCCCGAGCCGGGGCCGGACUGGCUCGGCCGGCCGAGCUACUUCGUGCACCACGCCAGCGGCUCGGCAGACUCGGCCAACUCCUCGCUGCACUUCUGGCUGCAGCUGCAGGUGGGCUCGCUCGCUCGACUCUGUGCACAUGUUCGUUUAACACAUUUUUUUUUUGACGUGGCAAUGUCUAAUAAAUCGAUGAACGCUGGCUGCACGCAUGAAACAUUGUCCCACUACGGAUGUGUCCUGUUUACGCAUGCGUGGCAUCUCUCUGGUAUGUUGCGGACGGUACAGAGAACUCGGCCGGGGUUCGAGGUAAUUGUUGUGCACCGCGCCACGGGAGUAUAUUCGCAAGGAAAUGGCGUUCUUACAAGUACGUAUUAUUUUAAUUACUAGUGUAAAUCAGUAUAUUUAAACAGUGUUGUAUGAGUAUUGUUUUAGCUGUGUAACUAAAUAUUUAUUGCUGGUGUGAAACUUUUCACGAUUUAGUUUGACAUUGGUAAUUAUUUGUCAUGAGUUAUUAUUUGAUCAACUAAAUCACACACCGUAUUAUAGUUAUGAGCCCACGAGCCUGUAAAUAUUUCGAGUCCAACAGAGAAUAUGCUAGUUAAAAGAAAUUCAAACAAAUAUUGUGCGUGGAAUACUAUAUUAAUCUAUAACAUCUGAAACAAUUAUUUUUCAAUAUUGCCUUGUGGCUGUGCGUUUAGCAUGGCUGACUUUGUUAUGACGUUGUCACGUUAAACUAUCAUCCGUAAACCGACUUUACAUACAACCAAUUUUUUUUUACUAAUGCCUUUUUUGAACAGAUAUUUAAUUAAAUUAGGAAAGAACGUUCCAAAUUUUUCAGCAUUGAUUCCACUACCUAUAAUAUUUGCACACACCUUAUAAACAUUACAGCAAAAUGAUUUCCAGGGUGUUUUUCAAUUUGGUGAUGUAUGUAGAUAUCUUUACCAGUAGAAUUUUAAAUUGUACUUAUAUUGUUAUGUUUAUGAAAGCCAAACACAAUCCCACCCAAAAAAAAUUACAAUGGGGCCAAAGUCACUUAGAAAACCACCCAAUUGUAAACAAAUGUGUUAUUUCAAGGACUGAGAUUGAACCAACAUCUUUUGAUUUAACACCCAAGUGUUAAUACCUGAGCCAUUAUGCCAUCCAUGACAAAAAAAAAAAUUGUAAUGAUAAGAGUCUUUAAAAAAGUUAAGGAUAAGUUAAAUAUGUUAUAUUUCUUCCAGUGGGUGAUUUCAUAUUUUACGUGCCAUUUCUGUAUAACAGUGCUUGUAUACUGAUGUGUGAAAUUUGGGCAGUAAAAGAGUUCUUAUUUCUUGAGUUGUAAUGAUUAUGGAACCAAUGCUACAAGCUUAUCUGUCAGAUAUUGUGGAGCUUUUAACUGAGUUGUAAAAUGGUGUACAGUGGAACCUCAUAUUUGUAUUCUCUGUAUUUUUUAUGUUUUUCUCACAUCAACAUCAUUUUCUUUAGGUCACAUUUGCUUGUAUUUAGUGUAAUGCAAUACUUUCCCUCGAAUUACUUCUUGGAGAUUACUGUCUUCCCGCUAUUCAUGAGACAAGAUAUUAUGGUUUUACUUUUGGUCCAAUUUAAUUUUUAAAACAGAAGAUUUUGGUGUUAUUUAUUUAUUUAUUUAUUUGUAAUUUGUGACAUGCCCACCAACAGUCGUAGACUUUAGUGGUGGGCACUACAUGUAAUACAGGAACACAGUUAUCACUACCAGUGUAUGGACUUCCACCUGCGUCGGUACCAUAGGAGGAAAACAUCUACAGAUGGCCAGCAAACGUUAUUGUUUUUAUUUUAAUAAAAACUGUUUUGCGAUACUUACUCCAAAAAAAUAGAGCUAAAAUCUAUGUCUUACAUUUUUAUGAUACAAAAUUUGUAAUAAAUUGGUAUACAAUACAGAUACAUCAGAACAAUAAAAAUAAAUUGGCGAGCUUUUAUGGUUUAAAAGUGAUUCAAUGAAAGAUGCACAAUAAAACAAAUUAAAUUAAGUUUUCUGUUACAUGCACUUAGGUAUGAUCUUUUGUCUUGAAUUUCAAACCUUAAAAGAAUAUUUUUUUUAUGAUCUGAAUUAAAUUUUGGUUAAAUGCUGCUUCAUUCCAUGAUAUAACUUGCAUUUCGGUGUUAUUUCGGUUUUAUCACAAUUCACCAUUGUCCCUACAUAUACAACAUAAAAACAGUUUACUUUUGUGUUACAAGUACGCUCAAAAUGUUUGGUAGAAGGUUAGGUUACUUUGUGAAUCUUCUAUGCACAAAGCGCAAAGAAUGUAUAGUUUUAAAGUAAAAUGUAGUGUUUCGUAUUUUAGUCACCAUUAAAGAGCUAGUGGUAAAUUUAUGACCAUAUUUGCAUUAAAACUGUGUUCAUUUGUCAAAGUCUAGGUAUAGUUAGUAGUUCUGUGGCCAUGUCAUAGUGACCUUUUCUAUAGCGAUGGUUGUGUAAAUAAUACACGUGCUAAAUAUCAGUAGUAUUUUCAUCAGUUUAGAUGAACUGGUUGAUUAUUGAAAAUAGUGGAAAGAUUUAAAGUGCGUAAAACAUUUACAGUUACCUAUAAACUAAAUAUAAUAUCAUAGUUUGUUAAUCAUAUUAGUACCAGAGUUUAUCUGGUAAAACAACUGUGUUUCCGUCAGCACACCCAACACGAUUAUCAAGAACUGCAAAAUAAAAAAAAAUCUGUUCAGUGCGGACCAGGUGCGAAAAGAACUUAAGUGCAUAAAAGUGUCGGCCGUUCAAAGAGCUGGAAGACCUUUCC